This is a messenger RNA of Zea mays, 643 nucleotides long. RefSeq names its product basic-leucine zipper transcription factor A-like. Lineage: Eukaryota; Viridiplantae; Streptophyta; Magnoliopsida; Poales; Poaceae. The transcript is spliced from 4 exons. Gene Ontology annotation, biological process: transposition. The coding region runs from base 1 to 573 and encodes 190 amino acids. The record is from RefSeq and is a predicted model, not a curated record.
AUGUCUAGUCAGCACGGAUCGGACUAUGACUGGAGGACCGCACCUAUUGAUCCUCAGGCUGUGUAUGCAAGUGGUGGAAAACCCCAUGGAAGGUACUCGAUGUUCGAUAACGUCAUCGACUCGAGCAAGGUGACGGUUCAAAGGGGAGGUUCGUCGAGGUCUGCUGCUCGUAGCUCCCAUCGCUCUACUCAGGAUACUGCAGAAGUUGAGCGACUACGAGAAGAGCUUAGGCAACAUCAGGAGCGACAAAGGGUUCAGGAGGAAUACUUGAGGCAACAUGCUGCACAACAAGAAUACUAUGCUACUCAGUUUCAACAACAGCAAGCACUGAUACAACAACUAGCACAAGCCCAAGGAAUACAGGUUCCGAUGGCCCCCCCACCUCCACCUCCCAUACACUUUCCUUGGCCUUCACCUCCACCUGUACCUACCGAACAUCAGGUAUAUGAGACUCCUCCAGCUACCUUGUCGGUGCAGCAACAAGAUGACGACUUAGACUUUAUCAAUGCGCUCUUUGCCAGUGGAGGUAGCGAGCAUCACUCUUCGCUAUUUCCUGAUGUUGAUCGACAGUAGUGGGCUUCCAUUCGAUGUGUUUUGUGAGACUUGAAACUUUUGUGUCUUGUGAGACUAUUGUGAAUUGUUA